Megalops cyprinoides (Indo-Pacific tarpon) is the source of this 1145-nucleotide messenger RNA. RefSeq lists its product as uncharacterized. The record is from RefSeq and is a predicted model, not a curated record. Lineage: Eukaryota; Metazoa; Chordata; Actinopteri; Elopiformes; Megalopidae. The transcript has a single exon. Bases 252 to 908 code for a protein of 218 amino acids.
GGCCUCCACAGGCAGAGGAAGGCGGGAGGCGUCUUUGACGUUGCGUCUGGCGCUUCUCACACCCGUUUACAGUGGUUACACGUCCACACACUGCCAGAGGGAGAGGAGCUGCCAGCGUGCAGCUUGAGAGGCAUCAGAGGCUCUGCCCUGGACUGCAUCGGCGGCGGAGGUUCUUUCCGUGUCCCCGCACGCACCCAUGCUGCCGAAUCGGCACCCUAUUGCUGGUGCGCACCCCUGAGGACGGGCCGGAGAUGGCGUGGGCGGGGCGGGUGCAAACCGCCGCGCUCCUGGGCUGCGUUCUGUGGCUGGCCGCGCCCGUGCUGCUGCGGUCCGACUUCCGGCUGGCCUACGUGACCGAGCACAGCCUGUACACAUGCAAGUGUGUGCAGGGCAUGGCCCCCUGCGGCGUCAUCAACUCCAGCCAGUGCGAGUGUAAGGACCACCCCUUCUCCGUGCUGCGCCGGCCCGACGGCUCCGGCAUCCUCUGGGCGGCCACCGAGCAGCUGACCGUCUGGUACACCUCCCCGCUCAACGUCGCCCUCCUGCUCAACAACUCGGAAGUGCGCCACCUGUCUCUGGUCAAGUGCAACUCCGUGGCGGGCAAGGCGGCGUCCUACGACUACUUCACAGUGCAGAGGCUGGAGAGGCUGACGGUCUCCUACCCAUCCUGGCGGCCGGGCCAAAGCCACGACAUCACACUGGGGAGGGACGACGGGCCGGCCUAUCAGGAGAAAGAAGCGAGGAUGGCCAUUAUCGCCACCGCCGUACUGACGGGCAAAUCAUCUCUGAAGGCCUACACGGUGCAGACUAAAGUAGAUGGGAAGGGCAUGUUCCCUUUCCCUUAUCUUUCCGCAUCUAAAGUCACGCUUCCAGAAGCUUCCAGCAUGUAUGUGACGUUUCUGUACUGACGCACGGCUCACUCUUGGGUUUAGGCCUUGUCCCUUUUUGUGGGCGGAGCCAUUGGCAACACCCUAACCCCCAUCCCACCCGAGAGUCUGCUGUCAAGGAAAUAAAAUCACCCUAGCAACAAGUCAGAAUCAGCUUUUUGGGGAAACACGUAUUCAUUAAAGGUUCAUGUUUUUCAUGCACUUUUUUUUUUGCCUUUGCUUUUGCGGUUUACCUUUGUUUCUCAGUUUAUUCGAAUU